CACAUCGGGCUGGACUUCGGGCAGAGGCAAAUCGGAUCACCAGGCGAAAGCAGCAGGCAGCGGGCCACCAGGCGGAGCAGCAGGCCCCGGGCCACCAGGCGGAGCAGCAGGCCCCGGGCCCCCAGGCGGAACAGCAGGCACCGGCCCCCAGGCGGAGCAGCAGGCACCGGGCCCCCAGGCGGGGCGACAGGCAUCGGGCCCCCAGGCGGGGCGACAGGCAUCGGGCCCCCAGGCGGGGCGGCGGGCGCCGGACCCCCAGGCGGAGCAACAGGUCUCGGGCCCCCAGGCGGAGCCACAGGGUCUCGGGCCCCCAGGCGGAGCGGCGGGCGCCGGACCCCCAGGCGGAGCGACAGGUCUCGGGCCCCCAGGCGGAGCGGCAGGCGCCGGACCCCAGGCGGAGCGACAGGUCUCGGGCCCCCAGGCGGAGCGGCGGGCGCCGGAACCCCAGGCGGAGCGACGGGUCUCGGGCCCCCAGGCGGAGCGGCAGGCGCCGGG
Molecule: messenger RNA, 495 nt
Organism: Staurois parvus
Lineage: Eukaryota; Metazoa; Chordata; Amphibia; Anura; Ranidae
Source: the annotation of a GenBank genome assembly